AGUCUUUCAAGUGCCGACACCGGAAUGAAACCCCUUCUUAGUUUAGUUACAUUAUGGAAAUUGACGAUUUUCUUAUCGAGCAUGUGUUUGGACCCGAGGCUGAAUAGUAAAAUCCAGGUUUCGGGGGCUAGCACGACCGACGAGUGCCAGGUCACUCCGGUGAUCCACGUUUUACAAUAUCCAGGAUGUGUGCCUAAACCUAUACCCAGUUUUGCAUGUAUCGGACGCUGCGCUUCUUAUAUUCAAGUCUCAGGGAGUAAGAUUUGGCAAAUGGAGAGGUCCUGUAUGUGCUGUCAGGAGUCGGGAGAGCGGGAAGCUUCGGUUUCACUUUUUUGCCCCAAAGCCAAGCCUGGCGAAAGGAAAUUUAUCAAAGUUACGACCAAAGCCCCCUUGGAAUGCAUGUGUCGGCCCUGCACUGGGGUUGAGGAAAGUGCGGUGAUUCCCCAAGAAAUAGCCGGAUACGCCGACGAAGGGCCUCUAUCUAACCAUUUCCUCAAGUCUCACUCUCAAUAAUUUUGUUAAUAGAAAUAAAACAAUAAAUGCCUCCUUUACACAAUUUAUUUUUCUGUAUCAAAACUGGAAUUUAAUAAAGUGUAAAAAAC
Messenger RNA from Tribolium castaneum (red flour beetle), 602 nucleotides. RefSeq names its product Bursicon (gene Burs). NCBI's taxonomy places the organism in Eukaryota, Metazoa, Arthropoda, Insecta, Coleoptera, Tenebrionidae. The transcript is spliced from 3 exons. Gene Ontology annotation, biological process: animal organ morphogenesis. Bases 25 to 513 code for a protein of 162 amino acids. The record is from RefSeq and is marked provisional. Gene Ontology annotation, molecular function: BMP binding; receptor ligand activity.